AUGAAGGUCUUCGUUUGUAUGUGUGCUCUCUUUGCUGUGGCCAACGCCGGCUUCCUCGGUCUGCUCGGAGGUGGCGGUGGCGGCGGCGGUGGUGGCGGCGGUGGCGGCGGCGGUCUUAAGGCCGGCAUCAGCUUGGGCGGCAGCAGCGGCGGUGGUGGCGGCGGCGGUGGGGGCGGCUAUGGUGGCGGCGGCGGCUAUGGCGGGGGCUAUCACGGCGGUUCACAUGGCGGUCAUGGUGGCGGUCCCGUCCAGGUGGUCAAGGUCAUCCAUCAGCAAGGCGGCUACUCUGGCGGCGGCUACUCCGGAGGCGGCGGCGGCGGUGGAGGCUAUGCCGGCGGCUAUGGCUACGAGCCCGCCCCACAGGUCUACAAAGUAAAGGUCAUCUCCGAAGGCGGCAGCCAUGGCCAUGGUCCAGCCCCCGGACCAGUCUACGGUGCCCCAGAAUCCGUCAAGGUGAUCAAGUUAUUGUCGGAGUCCGCUCCUCUGGUCAGCGGUCCAUCUUUCGUUGGCGGCGGCGGCGGCGGCUCGUCGGGUGUUUCCCAGGUGAUCAAGGUGGUGCACGAGAACCAUGACGGUGGUGCUUCCUACGGCGGACAUUCUGGCUCAAUUCAGGGUGGACACGCCAAGGUUGUGCGCGUUAUCCAUGAGCAUUCGGGCGGCUUUGGCGGAGGCCCAGCUUACGCUCCCAUCGAUGUUCCCGGACCAGCUCCGGUGUCUUCCUACCUGGCCCCUGUCCAGGAGACUCCAGUUUAUGCUCCCCCUGCACCCGCUCCAGUCUAUGCUGCCCCUGCACCCGCUCCAGUUUAUGCUGCUCCCGCUCCAGCUCCAGUGUAUGCCUCCCCACCUCAAGUGAACUAUGCUCCAGCUCCUGCACCCGCUCCAGUUUAUGCUGCUCCCGCUCCAGCUCCAGUGUAUUCCUCCCCACCUCAAGUGAACUAUGCUCCAGCUCCUGCCCCGGCUCCAGUAUAUUCUGCUCCCGCUCCAGCUCCAGUGUAUGCCGCCCCACCUCAGGUGUACAGUGCCCCCAUCCAGGCACCUGCGCCGAUCCUGAGCAUCCCCCACCAAGCACCCGCCCCAGUGUUCGCGCCCGAGGAACAACUCCUGCCCGUGGGACAUGCGCCCGCCCAGACCUACGGCCCACCAGCCUACUAA
Molecule: messenger RNA, 1152 nt
Organism: Drosophila miranda
Lineage: Eukaryota; Metazoa; Arthropoda; Insecta; Diptera; Drosophilidae
Product: glycine-rich cell wall structural protein 1.8
Exons: 2
Coding region: 1-1152 (383 amino acids)
Biological process (GO): positive regulation of transcription by RNA polymerase II
Cellular component (GO): RNA polymerase II transcription regulator complex
Molecular function (GO): transcription coactivator activity
Source: RefSeq, a predicted model, not a curated record